GGAACACCCAAUUUGUCAAUAAAUCUUUUGAAAAUGGGUGCCCGCCCCAUCCCCAACCCGAUUAAAAACCAAACCAUUUUACUUUAAAUUCUCCCAUUACACUUCACAUCUCUUUGCUUUCUCCAUCCAAAUUCAAACCCCACGCCCAUGGCAACAGAGAGAAAGCGGAGCGCCGGGAGUUGCGGCCAUAUUCCGGCGUUUGGUGGGUGGGACGCGGCGGCUGACCUCCCCAUUACACAGUACUUCGAGAGUGCCCGGCAUGCCGGCCUUACGCGCAAUCCCAGUGAACGCGCAGCCACGGACCUAAAUGACGGAGUCGCCAAUUUACGCCGGCCGCCGCCCAGCCAUCCCGCCGCUGGUGAUGCUGUUCUUCCUGCUACCAAGGUCAAACCGGGAACAUUCCAACGGGGCCGAGGAGUAUAUUCAUACUUUGAUCUUCACGAUUUAAGUUUUAAAUUCCGUAAACUUGCAUAAGUGCAGCGGAGGAGUUACUCACAAAAUAAAAAGGGGGAGAGAAGGCCGGUCUGCAAUGAACAUGAGAAAAACGGAUCCGCCGGUUCACGCCAGCAAUUGCAAAUGCAUAGCAGUAGCCUGAAUUCCGCCGCAAGGAAGAAUGCGAAUGUCAUCCCGAAACCGGUGGAUGAAGAUCUCUAUGGAAUCCCCCCGGAGUUCCUUCGCGGUGGCAGCCGUAGGAAAUUCUUUUUUGGGUUCUUUUCAAGAUGCCUUGCUCCUUCUCCAUGUACUGCAUGAGUAGUUAUGUGCAUACUAUACGAAUUUCUGGGAGGAAUAUGUAUAAAAAAACAAGAUGUUGAAAUGAAGGGUGAAAAUGAUGGAAUGAUGAAUAGAUGAGGAAAAUUCAUCUCUGAAUACAAGAGAUUCAAGAGCAUACAAAAGGAAAUUACAAAUGUCUCGUAGUAAAGAAAAGUAUGAACAUGUUAAUUGUAAGAGUUCUCUGAGUUGAGCUUUUUGUUUAUGGCCCUUUCAGUUGCUUUAUUUUAUUUUCCAUCCUUCUUAUUAUCUUAUAGCCAUGACACUCCUCAAGAUGACUAGAUGAGUAUCUAUGUUAAGCAUUUU
Cuscuta europaea is the source of this 1074-nucleotide messenger RNA. NCBI's taxonomy places the organism in Eukaryota, Viridiplantae, Streptophyta, Magnoliopsida, Solanales, Convolvulaceae. The record is from the annotation of a GenBank genome assembly.